AUGGUUCGCUUGACUAGAUACAAUAUGGCGAAUGGACCGAUAUCAGAUUAAGGACUGUUUUUAAAUGCAGUUGUAAAUAUUCGAGGACAGUGACAUAAAUUUUGAAAUAUCUAACUUUCAUGAAAGGACCAUUUAGAAACUAAAGAUUGGGAAUGUCAACUUUGGUAGAGAAUCCGUUGGAAAGUAAUUUGAGUGGACCUAAACCGACCAUCGACGAUUCGCUGAAUGGAGGAGAAGUCAUACAAUUAAAGGAAGCUAAAUUCAACCAAGAUGGAGUCCUCCAAUACAAAGAUACAGUUUUAGACAAAGAAAACCUGCACUUGGUGGGAUCCCUCAAAAACAAAGAGGACGACAUAGUUAAACAUGACAUUGCAAAACGCCCGAAAGACAGUGCCUCAAAAAAUGAUAUUGAUGGUAAGACAGAAGUGACGGCAUCUUCUCGGCCGGUCACUGGUGUCUCUGUGAAGCAUAUUGGAGACGACAAAAUAGACAAUGGACGAAACACACAGAGUCCCUCUAAAAAGAACGGAAGGCGUUCUCACUCCGACUACGGCAGAUCAUCGAACAUUGCCAAACAAUCUGUGUUGGCCACAGGGAAGGGUAGAUUUGAUCCAAUUCCCUUCCCCAACAGCGCAGACUACAGAAGCAUGCCGAGCCCCCCUCCAAAACACAUCCGAGUUCCAACCAAACUCAUCCGGAUAACCACGGUCACUGUAUCGGCUAAAACGAAACCAGCGCCACGACCACCAAUGAGCAGCCUGUAUUAUGAAGAGCCCAAGAAACCAAAGAAAGUGAUUGGAUGGGAUGAGGCCAGCAAUGCCCGGCCCCCGCUGAGAAUCGACAUGGAGGGACCGGGGCCCUGUUCUUACUCCCCACAGAAUAAACCUCUAUAUGAAACUAACGCUCCAUCCUGGUCAUUUGGAUCCAAAACACAACCCGAUAAAGGUGGGGGAGGCAGAACUUCGUGGGAAAAGUCCUGGUUCCAGAGUCCUCACCUCUACCAGCAGAAAACAGAUUUCUUCGCCGAUAAUGCGUGGCCAACACCCAGUACCUAUACACAACGCCCCCUCCUCGGUCCAAGACAGCGAACCAGCACUGAAGCCCCCUCCUUUAGUAUCGGUGUCAGGAGGAAAUUUGAUCUCGCUAAACCCGAAGCAUCCAAACAACCCUCCCCUGGGGAUUACGAGAGAAACCAAGCAGACAGGGUGAUAUAUAGAUCGAGUCCCUCAUUUUCACACCAGUUCAGACGGGAGGGUACGAUCCUGUGGUCUCAUAAUGAGAAAAACCCUGGUCCUGCAGCCUACAGCCCUAGGUUAGACCAAAGCAAGUUUAUGAGCCCGGCCUUUACUAUUCGGAGUUUGAGACGAGAAAAGUCACAUGUGUUGGGACCUUUUUCUACAUUUUAACUCACUGUGAUAAUGUUGAACAGUUUGUAAAUGGUCUGUGAUCAAAUGUGCGGGGACUAAUUUCUACCGUAUAUGAUUUGAACUUUUGUAAUUUGUUGAACAAUUUGGUACUUGUUCUGUGAACACGUGAUGGGACUAUACUAUAUUUCAGUCUAAGUUAUUGUCAUAAUUUAUUGAACAAUUUUGUACUGUGAUAUCAGAUUUUUAUUAGCUAUUUAUCCUUUUAAUAAUUUUAUAUAUUUAAAAAAGAUCCAAGUUUUGUUGUUUAUUUCUAUUAUA
Saccostrea cuccullata (small rock oyster) is the source of this 1685-nucleotide messenger RNA. RefSeq names its product ciliary microtubule associated protein 1A-like. Bases 153 to 1406 code for a protein of 417 amino acids. The record is from RefSeq and is a predicted model, not a curated record. NCBI's taxonomy places the organism in Eukaryota, Metazoa, Mollusca, Bivalvia, Ostreida, Ostreidae. The transcript is spliced from 7 exons.